Aphanomyces astaci is the source of this 4139-nucleotide messenger RNA. RefSeq lists its product as hypothetical. Bases 66 to 4085 code for a protein of 1339 amino acids. Lineage: Eukaryota; Oomycota; Saprolegniomycetes; Saprolegniales; Verrucalvaceae. The record is from RefSeq and is a predicted model, not a curated record. Gene Ontology annotation, molecular function: DNA binding; DNA-binding transcription factor activity. The transcript is spliced from 11 exons. Gene Ontology annotation, biological process: regulation of DNA-templated transcription.
GCGAGGUGGUGAAACUUUGCACCGUGGGCACGCCGAGCCUUGAAUCCCGCUGAGAUCGCACUACAAUGGCCGAUUCUUCUGCCAAACCCCCUGUCAAGGUCGAAGCCGCGCCGACUGUGAAACAAUCGGGCUCGGGCUGCGCCGCGUGCGGCCUGGACAACAACGCCGACAGUAUCUUGUUAUGCGACGGUAACGAAUGCAAUGCCGAGUACCACACGUAUUGCCUCGUGCCGCCGUUGACGGAAGUCCCCGACGGCGACUUUUUCUGCCCGUCGUGCAGCGGCAACGGCACCACGUACGCCAUUCGCGCUGCGACCAACGACGACGAGAACGACAAUGUUGUGCUCGAGUCCACGUCGUCGUUGGGGGUGUUUCGCCGCUGGUAUGUGAAGAACAAAAACAAGGUCUUCUACAAGCCGUUUGUGGCGCAAGUCGAGUCCAACUCGGGGCGACCGAUCCAGUUGGGACUGUAUCGCACGGAAGAGCUGGCGGCGGAGGCGUACGACUGCUCGAUCUUAAAGUCGCAUGGCGCCACGGACCUCGCGCAGCUGCAGCUCAACUACCCCGGCAAAAUCGACAAGUACAAGGACAUCAUCUUGGCCGCGUACAUCGCGCCGCCCAGCGACUCGGACAACGACGACGCGGCGACUCGUAGUCGGCUCACGCGGCUUCGCAAACCCGCGCGCCACAACAGCUUUGACAAACCACCCAAGCGCCAUCGAUCCCUCAAAUCCGACGACGGCGGCGACGACAGCGCCAAGAAGGCGCGCAAGGCGGCCGUCGACUAUGCCGCCCUGAAUGUCGGCGACAUUCCCACCAAGUACAUUGGCGUCAACGUGCACUCCAACUUUUCCGUGGCGCAGCUCAAGAUCCUCGACAAGGUCAACUUUAUCGGGCGAUUCGAUACGCCCAAGGAAGCCGCGCUCGCGUACGACCGCGAGGCGGUCCGCCACUUCUGCCGCGGCACCCCCCUCAACUUCCCCGAACGCCGCGACGAGUGGACCCAGACGCACGCCAGCCACACACUCAACAAAGUGCUCGUCGUGCCUGAAAACCGAUACAACAAGAACGUGGACAAGCUCACGGCGUGGAUGCGGUUGGUUGGCCAAACGGUCAAGUUGAUUGAAGCAUCGCGACGAGUGCACUGGCCGUCGCUGGACAUGGACGCCAUUGAAAGGGGACCCGUGAUCAACGAAGAGUUUACGACCCGUGACAGAGACCUACGUAACUCGUGCUUGGCCGUGUUUGCGUGCGUCGACAGCAUCAUUCAGGAAUCCAAGUUUUACCAAGAAAAGUCGCCCAAUGGAAUGUUCCUCAACCCGCCGCCGGCCGGAUGCUUCUUGGAACUGGCGGCCGCGCGGGCGUACAUUGCAUACUGCGAAGCGAUCAACGAUUUCUCCAAGUGCGACGUGGACAACGUCGGCACUUUGGCCGCGUCGUUGGCGACGGUGCUGAGUGCCCGGGACGAGUACCUCAAGGCCAAGGCGGGCGAAGAUUCCAUGCUCCAGGAACUGGAUGACUUUAUGGCCACCGCCAUCAAAACGUUCGAGCCGAGCAAAGCGCGUCCCGAAGAUGUGACGUACUUUCCCAACUGCAAGUACAUCAAACGAACGGUUGACGUGGAGCACGCGCCGCCACUCGUCAAGUCGGAAAAAGGUGACGUUGUGGCCGACUCGACGCUCGCGGCCAAAGACGACGAACCGCCACCAGUCGAUGGCUCCGACAUCAUUGCAGAGGAUACAUCGUCGUCGACGCACGCGGCGGACAAACCCAAUGGAAAAACCAACCACGCCACUGCCGCCGCCGCUUCCUUGACGCAUGACGAGUGCUGCUUGGCGGUCGAGCUGGCAGACGGGUCGUACGAGUUGUACCCGUUGCUGACGCUGGAGCGGGUGGUGACGGACGACGGGCACACGCCGCUGCGAUGGACGAGCGACCAAGUGGCGGCGCACGAGGUCACCGAGAUGGACGCGCUCACGUUUGGCGUGGACAUCUCGCCGACGUCCGCCGCCGACAUCGUGCCGUACCUGUGCGUGACGUUUGUACACGAGAUGACCCUUCGCGCGCGCGGCCGGGACCAAGUCGACGUGAAGGCCAAGAAGGCGGACAAGCUGGCGGCGCUACAGGCCAAAGUCAGCGUGUUCAUGGACAACUUCCCCAAGACCAAGGCCGCGUACGACGUCGACACGACUGCCAACAAGCUGGUGCUGGCCAACGCCAAGCGCGACAUUGAGCUCCUGGAAACGGUCGACCUCGUUGCGGUGCCGGCGACGACGGCGGGGCUGUCGACGUGCAUGCUGCACCUCAACACGUACCUCGACACGCUGAACGCGCGACGCGAGCAGUUUGCGGCCGAGUUCAAGUACUACACGGCGGCGCUGCUCCAAGUGAUCGCGUCAGACGGCGUGCUGGCAUCGCUCCAGGCCAGCUACAUGGCCUUCUUCACGCGAGAACUGCACGCGCUGUGGAAGGAAAAGUGUGCGUCGCUCGAGAUUUUGUACCUGCUGCUGCGCUCGAUGGCGAAAGCGGCGGCCGAAGACCCGGACGCCGACGGCAUGCAGGCGCCGAUCCGCCAAGCGAUAGCCGCGUGGGAAGCGUUCACGUGGCCCGAUCUGACGCGCACGACGCCCUUCUUGACAAAGACAGAGACGUCCCCGCUGGCCACGGUGAAGCCCGAGCCCACGAUCGCCGUGGAUGAGCUCAAGGGUGUGAUUGAAACCACUCUGUCGCAUCGAGUGAUUGGAGCGUCGGCCAAGGCUGCGACGUCGAAACCGACCAAACCGCUAACGAUGGUGGUGUAUCAUCCCGUGUGCAUCCACCACGAGACCCCUCCAGAGCACCCGGAAUCCCCCGAACGAUUGAAGCGAGCGAUUGCAGUGCUGAAACCGUUGACGCUCAAGUACCCCCACGCACUGUCCGUGGUGGCUUUGAGUGGCACGGCGUCCGAGCUGGCGCCCCCCGAGACCACGCUGCUGCUGGUGCACUCGCCGCAUUACUUGGACCAGUUGAAGGACCGGUCGACCAAGGUGACCCGAGGCGCGCUUGUGUUUGAGACGGACCCCGGCGACGACAACGACGGCGUCGAAGCGGCCGCGCCCGACACGAUCCGGCCGUUUGCAGCGAUCGGCGGCGCGUUCAAGGUGGCGGCGUCGAUCAAAAAGGACUCGGCCAUGGACACGUACGUGAGCGCGGCGUCGUGGGACGUGGCGCGCAUCGCGGCGGGCACGGUCUGCCUCGCGGUGGACAAGGUUCUGGCUGGCGAGUUUGCCAACGCCGUGUGUCUGGUGCGUCCUCCUGGGCAUCACGUGGGGCGCAACGGACGCACGCCGACGGCGCCGUCGUCUGGGUUUUGCCUGUUGAACAACGUGGUGAUUGGCGCGCUGCACGCCCGCAUGCACCCGAGCGUGACCCGAGUGGCGGUGCUGGACUGGGACAUCCACCACGGCAACGGCACGGAGGAGUUGCUGCGGGGAGACCCGCGGUCGUUCUUUGCGUCGAUUCACUUGUAUCACAACGACUUCUUCCCGGGUACUGGUCCCACUGCGUCGGACGCCAACAUCGUGAACGUUGGGCUGCAGAACGCUGGCCUUGGCUCUGGCUCCGAGGCCUUUCGACACGCGCUGACGACGGCAGUGUUCCCCGCGAUGGAAGCCUUUCAACCCGAUAUCAUUUUCAUUUCCGCGGGUUUUGACGGCCACAAGGACGACAUCUUGGGCGGGUGCGCGGCCGUGUCCAACCGAGCUGUCCCGGCCGGCUACGUCGAAGCGGACUAUGCAUGGGCGACGAAGGAAGUGCUGAAGAUUGCCGAGAGACACUGUCAAGGGCGCGUCGUGUCGGUGCUUGAAGGCGGGUACGAUGUGCGCGACGAAACCAACUCGCUGGCCAAGUCGAUCGAGUCGCAUAUCGAUGCGAUCGUCGAAGGGGUGCUCGAGUCCGCGGCGGCGAAAGCGCCAACGACGACGGCAGACCAACAAGUCAAGACCGAAGUCAAGGUAGAACCCAAAGUUGAAGGUCGACUGGCUCAGUUGCUCAGCCAGAACCUCAACGACGCAUCGGUUGUCAUCGUGGAUCAAGCCAUGGCGUAAUUUGUAAUGCAUGCUGUGUUCUCAAACUAUAUAGUUGCUGAGAAUCACGUGAAG